AUGGAGACACCGGGAGAUGCGCUCGAAACGCGCAGAUCCAACGCAGAGGCAGUGGUGAUGGACUUGAGUCCUCAGUCCCGAGACGCCAGGCAUUCGACCAUCGAGUACGAGUACGAUCAGAAGACCUUUGAAGAGUACAUGCGGUGUUUGCAAGAGGUUCAGCCGCUGCGGGUGUUCGCGGAUGAGCUCACCAUCGAGCUGCCGCCCAAUGCCACGGGUUGCGAGCUCUACAUGCGCGACUUGUCCGUCGCAGACUGCCUGGAGGAUGGUAAGCUGAUAAUGGAACGGGCCAGUCGCUUCGGCGAUGUGAAGGACCUGUACCUGCUUCGACAUGACGGCCAACCGACAGGGCAGGGCUACGUGCGCUUCUCUUCGAGCACUCAAGCCCGAGCUUUUUUCGAGGCUUACGGGGCCUGCGCAGGGGAGGACGAGAUCUUCUCCUGGUCUGUGAGCGAGAGGCUUCAGGCGCCUGGCGACGGCAUGUCCGUGCUGGGCAGCAUCGACCAGAGCUUUUUGCAGUGCGUCGCCGAAGCAGCCAAGGUCAAGAGCCUUUGGCUGCUUGCGGAGGGCAGAGCGCCCGUGGGCGUGGGCCCGAAGGCACCGAAGCCGCAGGCGAAGCAGCUGCAUUUUUGCAGCGAUUGCAAAGUUUCAGAUCUGCCAAGACUGCAGUUGCAGCUGCAGAAGGCCUUAUCGGUCGCCAACCAGCCGAAAGAGGCAGCAGGAGAGCCUCCAGAGGACGUGUGGGUUCUGGUUGGACGCCUCCGUGAUGAGGCCAUGCGCCUAUGCUGCUGCAGCAGGGUGUCCACCAGCACUUCAAGCUGA
Messenger RNA from Symbiodinium sp. CCMP2592, 822 nucleotides. NCBI's taxonomy places the organism in Eukaryota, Dinophyceae, Suessiales, Symbiodiniaceae. The record is from the annotation of a GenBank genome assembly.